Drosophila miranda is the source of this 1845-nucleotide messenger RNA. Its product is annotated as DNA-directed RNA polymerase II subunit RPB1. Lineage: Eukaryota; Metazoa; Arthropoda; Insecta; Diptera; Drosophilidae. The transcript has a single exon. The record is from RefSeq and is a predicted model, not a curated record. The coding region runs from base 39 to 1778 and encodes 579 amino acids.
GAUUUCAGUUUACAUUUUUAGAUCGACCAUCAUCGAACAUGAGCGGACCGCGCCUCCCAUCACUCCUGGCAAUCGGAUGCCUGUUGGCCCUGGUCUCAGCGGAGUCUCUGUCCGAAUAUUAUAAGCAGGAUUUCGAGGACUUGCUCAUCCCUGAAACCGAGCUCGAUGACCGUCAUGCAAGAUCGUCGUCGGGCAUUCCUGCCCAAGCAUAUGCCGCGCCCGUCAUCUACAAUUCCCAAUCCAGCUUCUCAGCGCCUGCGGCUCCAUCCUAUUCAGCACCUGCAACCCCAUCGUACUCAGGACCAGCGGCUCCAAACUAUUCAGCACCUGCAGUUCCGAGCUAUUCAGCACCCAAGUCUUCUUAUUCAUCAUCAGCAGCUCCAACAUACUCGGUGCCUGCUGCUCCGAGCUAUUCCGCACCUGCCGCUCCCAGCUAUUCAGCACCUGCCGCUCCAAGUUAUUCUACGCCUGCCGCUCAAAGUUAUUCAGCACCUGCCACUCCGAGCUAUUCAGCACCUGCCGCUCCAAGUUAUUCUGCUCCUGCCACUCCCAGCUAUUCAAGACCAGCCGCUCCCAACUUUGCACCACCUGCCGUUCCAACUUAUUCAGCACCUGUGGUUCAAAGUUAUUCAGCACCUGCGGUUCCGAGCUAUUCAGCACCUGCGGCUCAAAGUUAUUCAGCACCUGCCACUCCGAGCUAUUCAGCACCAGCCGCUCCAAGUUAUUCUACGCCUGCGGCUCAAAGUUAUUCAGCACCUGCCGCUCCGAAUUAUUCUGCUCCUGCCGCUCCCAGCUAUUCAAGACCAGCCGCUCCCAACUAUGCCCCACCUCCCGUUCCCACUUAUUCAGCACCUGCGGCUCCGAGCUAUUCAGCACCUGCGGCUCAAAGUUAUUCAGCACCUGCCGCUCCCAGCUAUUCAGCACCUGCGUCACCAAAUUAUUCAGCACCUGCGGCUCAAAGUUAUUCAACACCUUCGGCUCAAAGUUAUUCAGCACCCAAGUCUUCGUAUUCAUCAACAGCACCGUCAUCAUACUUGGCGCCCGCUUCAAGCUAUUCAGCAACUGCCGCUCCAAGUUACUCAGCUCCUGCGGCUCCAAGCUAUAAAGCACCUGCAGCUCCAACUUAUUCAGCACCGGCCACGCAAAGUUAUUCAGCGCCUGCCGCUCAAACUUAUUCAGCACCUGCUGCUCCAAGCUAUUCAGCGCCUGCGGAUCCAAGCUAUUCUGCUCCUGCAUCUCCAAGUUAUUCAGCGCCUGCCGCACCAACAUAUUCGGCACCGGCCGGCCAAAGUUAUUCAGCGCCUGCCAUUCCAAGCUAUUCAGCACCUGCUAGUCCAAGUUAUUCGGCACCUGCGACUUCAUCUUAUUCCGCACCCGCAGCCCCUUCGUACUCUGCUCCCAGCAAUUCAGCACCCAAGUCUUCUUAUUCAUCCUCAGCAGCUCAAUCCUUCUCAGCGCCUACAACAACAGGCUAUUCAGCACCUGCCGCUCCAAGUUAUUCAGCACCCAAGUCUUCUUAUCCUUCCUACUCAGCGCCUGCGUCAUCAAGCUAUUCAGCUCCCACCGCUCCCACGUAUUCCGCGCCGAAAUACUCUGGCUACGCUCGCAUGGGGGAUAUGCUGGGAUCGGCAAGGACUGCUUACGGAUCCGCAUCGUCCGGCUACGGCGGACCCCCAUCCCCGACCUCCAUUCCCGCUCAGCCCUGUCCUAAAAACUACGUUUUCAGCUGCCAGGGUGUGUUCCAGAAGGCUCCUUGCAGUCAAGGCUUGCAAUACUAAGAGAAUUUCGCGAUGGCAUUAUAGAGAAAUUAUAGCAAUAAAGUUGAAGGGAAAAAAUAUUGAUCAA